Ceutorhynchus assimilis (cabbage seed weevil) is the source of this 3108-nucleotide messenger RNA. The record is from the annotation of a GenBank genome assembly. Lineage: Eukaryota; Metazoa; Arthropoda; Insecta; Coleoptera; Curculionidae.
CAAAGCUGAUUUUAUGAUUGUGCUCGUUGUUCGUGAUCCUGCGAUUUUAUCGUGAAAAUCUUGGAAAAAUCCCGUUCAGAAACCGAAAAUUUGUAUUCCGGAUCGUUCCCGGACGUUUUCGCCAUUGAAGAACGCCAAGCGGAGUCCCACAUUCGUCAUGGAAUAGUAUUUAAAGUGCAUCGGCCGAAAACAAUACGAUUCUUCUAUGAAAAUGCCGGCUUCUACUGUGGACGUUGUCGGAGCUGCUCUGAAAGCCUCGUUGGCCAAAAACAAGGAGGAAGGUUCGAAUUUGGACGCACAACUGGCGGGAAGCACUAAAAAGGCUCUUUUGGCUACUAUUGAGUUUGAACCUGCCGAGAAUUACCAAAGCUCAGUACUAGACGUGUUGAAAUCUAAAUAUAUUGUUCUCAAAUCGCCUGAAAAUCAACAGCUGAAUUCAACCAAACCCGAACAAGAACCCCAGUCCGAUGACACCCUCAAAUUGGCCAAACGCGAACUGUACUCGUCAGAAAAAAUCCAACUGGGAUGGUCAAACACAGGUGAUUGGUCAGUGGGCGCAGGUAUGGUCAAUAUGGGCAACACUUGCUACCUCAAUUCUACCCUCCAAGCCCUAUUUCACGUGCCUUCCCUGGUCAACUGGCUUAUCUCAGACAAGGAGCACAACUCAGACUGUUCUGACACUGGCUCGUGUAUUAUAUGCGCCAUGCGCAAAACUUUACUAGAGUCCCAACAACGUAACAUGUCGUCAAUUCGGCCAAUGUUAAUCUACAACAAAUUGAGGAUGGUUUGCAGAAAUUUGAUUCCUGGCAGGCAAGAGGACGCCCACGAAUUCCUUAGGUAUUUGGUUGAAGCUAUGGAAAAGUCUUAUUUGCAGCGGUUUAAAAAUCAUAGUCAGUUUGAUUCAAAAGUCAAAGAAACAACUCCUUUGAAUCAAAUUUUGGGUGGUUAUUUGCGGUCGGCUGUAAGGUGUUUGAGGUGCGGACAUGUUAGUACAACUUUCCAGCAUUUUCAAGAUUUACUAGUCGAUAUAAGAAAGGCACAGACUGUAGAUGAAGCACUAGAACUUUAUUUUAGUAGGGAAAAAUUAGAUGAUGAAAGCUACCAAUGUGAGUCAUGUCAGAAAAAGGUUCAAGCAACUAAACAAUUUCAAUUAGAGAGGGCGCCCAUGGUACUUUGUGUUCAAUUGAAGAGAUUCUCUGUUAGCAAUAAUAAAAUUACAAAGCAUGUUAAUUUUAGACAGCGGUUGGAUGUUAGUAGAUAUGCAAGACAAAAGCCAGAUGUCCCACUAAUUUAUCGUUUAGUAGCAAUAGUGACUCACAUGGGUCCCACAGUGAGUUGUGGCCACUAUACAGCCGUAGCUCAAGCACCUUCUGGAAGUUUUUAUCAGUUUGAUGACAGCAUGGUGAGACCCAUCUCACACCAAACAGUUUUCAACACAAACGCUUAUAUUAUGCUCUACGAGUUGGAGCCUUCUUCUCACUCGCCUAAAUCCGUCCAGAUACUGAAAAAUAAGGCGCCAAGUACCAUUACUGAACCCGCUCCUACUCCAUUGAAAAUAAAUCAACCCAAAAGUCCAAACAAUAAAGUUAGUUUAUGUGAAAACAACACACCAAAAGUUCCCCUCAUCAGUGCUAGUAAGCUACCUUUAGGCGUCGGUUUUACUAGCAAUAAAGUUUAUGGACCAGAACUGCCACCUGAUAAACAAAACGUUACUUCAACCAAUGGCAAAUCAAAAGCUACUAGUUCCUCCCUAUCAACUGAAGUAACUGACGAAUCAAGCACAGACAGUAGUGAAGAGGAAGUAGAGGCAAAACCUUCUUCACCUUCUACACCAAAAGAACCUGAUAGUUCUACAAGUAUUGAAAAAGGGGCCAACAAUAGUAGAGACAAUUCGCCUAGUUCUUCAACUGUAUCGACCAGCAUUUCUAGUUUAUCAAGUCCUGAAACGCCAAACACUAAAAAAAGUUCCACUAAAAGCUUAGUUCAAUAUGAAAUAGAUACUAGCAGUAGUGAUGAUUCAAAUCAUUCAGAACAAAAUAAUAGAGUUAGCACUAAAGCAAAUGCAAAUGACUGGCAGGUUACUUCAUCCACAGAUGUUAUGCCACAACAUGGCAACACUCCUAAGAGCUCGUGGGUUGUUAAGAAUAAAAUUGAACAACCUUCAAAUGGUCAUGUAGUUAAUGAACUUUUCAAAUUGUCUAGCUCUGGCUAUUCAGCUCCAGUGUCUACUUGGAAUGGGAACAGAUCUCAACUGGACAAAGAAGUUCAACAAGAGAAACGUGAAGACAGGAAACGCAGCUUGGCUGACAGUUCAGUGGAUCAGGGCAGGGCCAAACAUCAAAAAGUGAGCUCAACUUUUGACAAAGCCAAGAGCAAUCCAGGCUAUAAUCCAGUACAGGAAUAUCACAAUAUGAAAAACUGGAACAACAGUAACGGUACUAACGGGUACCAUCACAAGCCUUACUACCAUGCCAAUAGGCACAAAAGGAACAAUUUCCAUCAUCAAAACAAGAGCGGGUUUCACAAGAACAACGGAUACAGAUUCCGGUAAUGACAGAGUUGAAGUUAACUGAAUAUUUUAAUUUAAGAGUUUUUAAUUGAAUCAAAUUAGUUGUAUUUGGGUUCAUUUCGCGAGGCAUUUAUUUUAUUUACCAAGUAACUUUGUGCAAUUUGUCCCGUGUAAAUUAAUGCCGCGGUUUCAAAUAUGCUGUGUAAAAUAUAAUGUGUAUAUGUAUUACUCUUAAAAAGUAUCUCUACAAGUAAAAUAAAUGAAUUAUUUAUCACUAAUGAAAAAAGAUAGUAUUUUAAGUCAGGUGGCUUAUUCCUGUAAACAAUAUUAGAAUAAUUUAUAAAGAGUUUUUUUUUGUGGCUUUUAUUAGAAGUGAAGUAAGUAUGAAGUUUAAUUUUUGAUUCUUAGAUUUUUAAUCUGUUCCAUAUUUAUCAGUUUUUACAAUUUUUGUGUAUAUUUAUUUGUGUUACUUUUGUAAACCCAUUUUUCAAGCAAAUUCUUAGGUUGUAUUUAUUAGUUUUUCACCCUAUGAAUUUAACUGUUGUAUAUAUAAAUAUAUAUGUUUUGUGACUUUUUAACAUUUGAAUAAAGUCUCAAGU